Molecule: messenger RNA, 4986 nt
Organism: Siniperca chuatsi (mandarin fish)
Lineage: Eukaryota; Metazoa; Chordata; Actinopteri; Centrarchiformes; Sinipercidae
Product: spindlin-Z-like
Exons: 7
Coding region: 1763-2539 (258 amino acids)
Biological process (GO): gamete generation
Source: RefSeq, a predicted model, not a curated record
UGGCGGCAUGCACUCUUAACGUUGGUUUGUGGCCCGCCAGUAAAUCAAAGAAGCAGCAGCAGCAGCAGCAGCAGCAGAAGAAGACGAAGAAGACGAAGAAGAAGAAGAAGAACAACAACAACAACAACAACAACAACAACAAAGUCACUAGCGCAUUUAUUGUGAAAGGCUUAAACGGACGUUAAAUCGUGUUUAGAUGAACUUUCCGUGGAGUCUCUGCUGGUUCCUGAGAAGUUGAAACGGGCACUGUGGACAGUCAGCAGGAGGCGAGAAAACCCGCCGCAGUCCGCUCCGACCUCCAUUUAAAAAAAGUAAUAACGCAGACAUUGGGGACAACAAAGCUACAGACCGGCAGAGGGCGAAAACGACUCUCCACUGACCAGAAUGACUGCCAACUCAUUCGAAUGUCCCUCAACAACCGUAGGAUGACAUCAAGUGACCUACAAAAAGAAUGGUAAAAGGCAGCUGGGGUGAAGUGCACGGCGAGGACGGUUCGAAACAGGUUCCUAGGGGCAGGACUGAAGUCGUGCAAUGCUAGAAAAAAGCCCUUCAUCAAUGAGAAGCAAAGAAGAGCCAGGCUGAGGUUUGCAAGAGACCAUAAGGAUUGGACUGUAGAGGACUGGAGUAAGGUCAUCUUCUCUGGUGAGUCCAAUUUUCAGCUUUGUCCAACACCUGGUCGUCUAAUGGUUAGACGGAGGCCUGGAGAGGCCUACAAGCCACAGUGUCUCGCACCCACUGUGAAAUUUGGUGGAGGAUCGGUGAUGAUCUGGGGGUGCUUCAGCAAGGCUGGAAUCGGGCAGAUUUGUCUUUGUGAAGGACGCAUGAAUCAAAGCUGUGAUUCAAAAUCAGGGUUAUUCCACCAAAUAUUGAUUUCUGAACUCUUCCUAAGUUAAAACUUACUUUGUCCCAAAUCCAAAAACUUCAGACGUCCAUAUUCAAUCGAGGCGUGAUCUUCUGACCCGCUGUAUUAUCUUAUUAUUAUUGUUUGUGGCGUGUUCAUAAAGUUUAUUCAUUUAGAAUUGUGAGAGGGGUAGGAGGGGUAGGUGUAAUAAGCUAUGGCUUCAGCCUACACGUUUUUGGUCAUUGCUAUAAUCAGUCUCAACCUUGAUUUAUUAUUUUGUGGAUGUGAGAGCCCCUGAGCUAUGUCAUUGUAAUUUUUGACUUCAUACUAAAUCAUGAUUUAGUAUGAACUCAAUAUAUAUAAUAAUGUAUAUUUGUUCAUGAAUGGCUGAAAGAAAUUAAUACCCAGGGCAUCAGAUAAAUACACAUAAAACACAGAAUUAUUUAACAUUUAAUAAUAUCAGCUGAAUCAUAUACAUACUGUUUUGGAUAGUUUGUUUUGUGGUAUAUGUUUGAUUAUUUUGUUACUGGGGACAUAUUAGUAUAAAACUUCAUGAUGACAUGGGGUCGUAUUAAUAACUACAAAUCUCUUUACUUAUUUUACUGUUAUAAUUCACUGGGUCUUGGGUCAGGGUCUUUUUUCAGAUUUAUCAUCUUCCAGUUUUGUUGUAUUGUUGACUUUGUGUUUUCUGUCACAAGUUUGAUCCUGGUUUUUGUAGAUGAGCAACCUGAAUCCUGAAACUCCAGAAAAUUGCUAAACAUCUCAGAUUUCAGCUGUUUUUUGUGGCUAGUAGUCACGUUGUUAUUCCUCACAGGAGAUAACGUGUCCUCUGUUUUUCUCCUGCUGUUGUUUAAGCCCUGGAAAGGUUUGUGUUAUAGCUGUGUGGCCGGGCAGCCUGGCUGCCUCCCAGCCUCCAGAUGAAUGAAGAGCACUCAGGGACACAGACACACAGCUGAUGCAGGGCAUGCAGGUAUUUCUGCAAAUACGAUGAAGAAAAAGAAUCCUCAUAAGAAACCGAAGAGCAGUCUGGGUCCGACCACCAAAGGUCUGUCGCAGCCACGACGCAACAUUGUCGGCUGCAGGAUUCAGCACGUCUGGAAGGAAGGAGGAGGACACGUGGUCUGGAAAGGAACAGUGCUCGACCAGGUGCCAGUGAACCCGUCUCUCUAUCUGAUAAAGUAUGAUGGUUUUGACUGCGUUUAUGGUCUGGAGCUUCAUAAAGACGAGAGAGUUCAGGGGUUGGAGGUGCUCCCUGACAGACUGGCUAAAUCCCGUCUAACAGACGUCAGCCUGGCGGACACCAUGAUAGGUAAAGCGGUGGAGCACAUGUUUGAGAUGGAGGAGGGUCCGAAGGAGGAGUGGAGGGGGAUGGUGCUGGCCCGAGCUCCAAUUAUGACCACCUGGUUCUACAUAACCUACGAGAAAGACCCUGUCCUUUACAUGUACCAGCUGCUGGAUGACUACAAAGAGGGAGACCUCCGCAUCAUGCCCGACUCCAAUGACAGCGUCCCGGCAGAGAGGGAACCUGGCGAGGUGGUGGACAGCCUGGUGGGUAAACAGGUUGAGUACGCCAAAGAGGAUGGGGGCAAACGAACGGGCAUGGUCAUCCACCAGGUGGAGGCCAAGCCCUCUGUCUACUUCAUCAAAUUUAACGACGACUUCCUCAUUUACGUCUACGACCUGGUCAAAACUUCAUAAGACUUUGCAGACGUCCUGAGCCCGUCCCACAUGACAUAAACAAAAUGCAGCACGUGUUGAAACAUCUGAAGCACUUGAUCAAGUGCUUAUUCCUCAGACCAUCAAAGACAAAAAUAAAGACUCGAAAAAAAUUCUCACAAUGGAAAAAGACAGGAUAGAUACUUUUUGUGAAGCGGCUUGUUAAUGUGUCUGGGAACGGUUAAGACCAGGGGAAAAAAAAUCUAGAUUGGUGACGCUGAAGACUCAUCUAUUACGUUUGUAGACCCUUAAAAUAGAAAGAAAAUGGUCAUGGUUUUAUGUUAAAGGUCCAAAACAUUUUGAAUACCCCUGAAUACCUUUCUGAAAAAAGCAAAGGCAUCCAAAAAUUCUCUUUUACUCUAGAAAGAGAAACUAAACCUUCAAAUUAAUUUUCAGUGUCUGAUUUCAUCCAGAAGUUGGACUUCAGAGACUUUCUGAAGCCUUGGAAACCUAAGGGGCAAAAAAAAAAUAACUUUAACCAAGCCUGAUGGUUUGGUCACACACAAGGGGACACUUUGGAAAUAUCCCAAGACUUAAUUUAUGGCCUUUUUGUUUGGAAUAAAGGUUAACUGAAGUGGGAUUUCUGUUCCGGUUGCUGUACAGAACAAGACACAUUUCUUCAUCAUAUAUUUUACUACUUACACAGGCUCCAUUUCACCAACUUCAGCUGAAUAUUAACGAAGAGGGUCAAAAAUUCCUCGUCUAAAGAUGUCUGCAGUUAAAAACUGUGAUUAAAAAAUGGGGGCUUUUUUUUUUUUUUGCUUUUAUCAUUGCCAAAACCCCGUCUUGUUGUGUAGUUGUUUUAUGUUGAAGACGAUCGGACAGCUUUUUCUUGUGAUUUCACCAAAGCCUUUGGAUUUGCUCUUGUGCUGUCUUUUCAAAGUCCUCAAUGAAGGAUUAAAAGGAUGGAGAAACUAAACUGAAACUUGGCCAAAGCCCUUUCUGUCCUUGGCAGUUUGUGUUAAUGUUAAAUACCUUGUUACAGUAACACUUCGAUCUGCGAUUUCUUGGGUGGUUCUUCCUCCAUUUGAACUUCAAACACAGUGAUUGAUUCUAAAUGUAAAAAUGUGUUCAUUUAAGGAGCAGAAAACAUGGUUUAAUGCACCUUAAAUCCCUGGGGAGCAGACAAGAAGAAUAUUCCCUGGACUGUUCAUGAGUAUGUUGGACUUGUCACCAGAAUCUACAAGAAAAACAAGUCUACUGCAGUGAUACAGUUUUCAGUUUCCGAAAGCAUCAGGGGGACUUUUGUCAAGAUGUUAAGCAUUGGAAUCCUGAUUCCAGUUCACUUCCAUGUCUCAGUUGAUCCGGUCUGUUCCACAGCAUGUAUGCAGUCAGAGAGGACACAAUCAGUUGUAUUUAGUAUAUGAAGAGAUUAAAAACUAGUGAAGGUUUAAAUUUCCCUUUUCCCAAAUGUACAUUUUAUUUUAUUUGUAUUUACUCAAGACUGAAGGUUUGCCAUAAACGUGUUCUGUACUGAUUUGAACAUGUAGUUUAGCGAAAUAUUUAAGCAAAAUUUGGAAUUUGAAUGUACUGUAUGGUUAGAGCUGUUUAUACUGGCAAGUGACUGAUAUCCCAAAUAAAGUUGCCAUUUUCAGUAUUUUGUCAGCCAGCUACAAUUUUAGAAUAGAAAAGAAUCCUUGAAGAGUCUUUAUAAAAGUGUAAGACCAUUGAUGAUGAUGGCAGUUGGAAAGUUUGUUGGUUCUUUAAAGGAUAAUUCCAGUUUAUUACAAUGUAACAUCAUCAGAAUACAUUAAUAAUUUAGAUUUAUUUUGUAAGUAUGUUUGUAGCUGUAAACAAAGCAGGAAAACAGACCUUUUUUUUAAUUAUGCAAAAAUGUUGAUUUUCCAUUUAUAACUGACUUCAUUUGUAUAUGUCAGUAUAUGUCAAGUUUUUGGGGUUGAAAAAAUUAUGGGUUGGACCUUUGAGCACUUAAUGCAACAGCUACCAGUGAAUGUUUACUGUCAUUUUAUUUUUCUCCCAAAACAAGUUAACACAGGAGUGAAUGAAAAAUUAGAAAAGAAACCAGUAAUGUAUGAAAAACCUUCAGUCUCUGUACUUCCUGUGAUGUAGUUAGUUGCUGAGACAGAUUACAGGUCUUAUAAUAUUAAAUUCAUAACUUCUGUUGUGAAUUAGCGCUAUACAAAUAAAAUUGAAUUCAAUUUAAUUGAAUAAUAACCACACUAAAAAAAAAAAAGACACUCUCCCAGAGAUCUAGUAAAACUGUGAUAAUCUAAACAGGCACUAUUUUAAUUAGUUUGAUUAUGUCCAGUCAGUUUACUCUGUCAGUUAAUUUCACUGUUAUAAUGAUAACAGAUUACUGUUGCUAAUGUUUGAAUUACAUGGGCCUUCUGUCAUCCUUUUGCCUUGUAUUGUUUGUUUUUGUAUGUUUUAAAAUGUAUGUUCAUUUUUAUUGUUAAUGGAAAACCUGA